UUUGGGCUCCCUGUGGCAUCGUUUGCGCGAAUUCAAGAUGGCGGAUUCCAGGAGCCCGUCUGUAGCUUCACAAGUCCCAUUUUUCAACUUUUGCAUGGCGAUGGAGAGGAUCUGUGAAGCCAAAGGAAGCAUAGAAAAGAAAAGGGAUCCUUUAAGGAAGCUUAUUUCUAGCUGGAGAGAAGCUCAUCGCAGGAUUCACGGUAGCACAAAAACUACAGACUCAUUGUUUCCAUUGUUGCGUCUACUGUUGCCACAUCUGGAUAAGGAUCGCCCUGCUUAUGGCAUGAAAGAAAACAUCUUCGCUAAGUACAUUAUUGAUGUCAUGAGCCUUGGUAAGGAUAGCAGCAGUGGAUGCAAAUUACUGAACUAUCGACAUCCAUCCUCCUCCAAACAGGAUAGCCAGGGUGACUUUGCGAGUGUUGCAUACUUUGUUUUAAAGGACCGUUGUCCAGAAAAGGGAAGUUUGAAAAUUGAAGAGGUAAACAAGCUGUUAGAUGACAUGGCCAAUGCUAAUCUUGAGAAGAAGAGAGACAAUGUCAAGAUGUCCAUUCAGAUGCUUCUGCGGAAAUCUAGUGCCAAAGAAGUGAAAUGGCUCAUCAGAAUCAUUCUAAAGGAGCUGAAGAUGGGUUUGGGAGAAAAUUCGGUAUUUGCUGUCUUUCAUCCUGAUGCCCUUGAUCAUUACAAUACCUGUAACAACUUAUCCAAGGUUUGCAUGGAUCUUCAUGAUCCUAGUGUCCGCAUGAACGAAGCAGAAAUAACUAUUUUCUCAGCAUUCAGGCCCAUGCUUGCACAGUGGAGUCCCCUGAAUCAGGUAGAGGAUUUGAUGAAGAAUCAACCAUUUUACAUUGAGACCAAGAUGGAUGGAGAAAGGUUCAUCCUUCACAAGCAUGGUGACAAAUACCGGUAUUUCAGCAGAGGGGGAAAUGACUUCACUCAUACUUUUGGAGAGAAUUCCCGUGAGGGUUGCCUCACUCCAAAGAUCAAUGACUGUUUUGAAAGGUCAAUCCAUUCGUGCAUUCUGGAUGGAGAGAUGUUGGUUUAUGACACAUCCAAUGAAAUUUUUAUUACUAAAGCAAUGCAUGUGGAUGUCAAGUCAGCAGCUACCUUUAAUGCUGUUCGUCAGCCCUGCUUUGUUGUCUUUGAUGUUCUCCUGUACAAUGGAAAAAAGCUUGCCAACACACCAUUGCAUGAACGCCUCAAACUCCUUGAAACGGUUUUUAAGCCUCGUCUAGGGUUCCUUCAAUUUGUUGAAAGACAAAAUGCAUCAUCAAAUGAAGAAGUGAUCAAGUCUUUGAAUGAAGCAAUCGAUCGACGCGAGGAAGGCUUGGUAGUUAAGUCACGAGACUCUGUCUACAAACCCAACGUCAGAAACGGUGGUGGGUGGCUCAAGAUAAAGCCGGAGUAUGUCGCGAGCCUAAGUGAUGACCUCGAUGUUGUCAUCGUUGGAGGAUAUUUCGGUGUUGGGCGUCGCCAAGGAAUGGUGUCUCACUUCUUAUGCGCAGUUGCAGUGCCGAGCGACCGUCGCGGCGAAAAACCAUCUCAAUUCUAUUCCCUCUGUAAAGUUGGGUCAGGUUAUACGAUGAAUGAGUUGGAUGAGCUGGGACAACAGCUGAAGCCGCACUGGCAGCCAUUCAAUCAGGCUAAACCCCCCAAGAGUGUCUGCUUCACACCAGGAUUUAAGGAAAAGCCUGACGUGUGGAUCGAACCCUCAAAGUCUAAAGUUGUUCAGAUCAAAGCAGCUGAGAUCACACCCAGCGAAAAAUACAGGGCAGGAUUCACGCUACGAUUUCCGCGGUUGGAAUGUGUUAGACACGAUAAAUCCUGGUACGACUGCCUGGACCUAUCAGGACUGGAACAACUCCUAAAGAAAGCGGAAGGCAAGCUAACCUCUCGUCACACCAGUCUGGGAGAGGAGUCUGCUCCAGCCAAAAAGAGAAGCCGCACCACGCAAAAGCGCGCAGAACAAACGCGCGUGAGUGUCGCACCGCAGUUUAAACCUUCGGAGGUAUCAACCGUGGCAAAGGUAUCGAAGCUUUUCGAAGGAAAGGAGUUCUGUAUUGUGAAUGGACCUGCCUCUCACCCAAAACACUCCCUGGAGAAAAUGAUAACACAGCACGGUGGAACAUUCACGCAGAUCCCGGGACCUGAGACUUACUGCACUAUAGCCGAUCGACCUAAUGUUCGCUUAGGAAAUAUUAUCAAAGACGGGCGAUUUGACGUCGUACAAGCAGCAUGGCUUAUCGAUUGUAUGAACCAGGCCAAGCUGCUGCCAUGGCAACCUGCUCAGAUGCUACAUACGUCAUCAGCAACAACCGCAAAGUUCCGAGAGGAGUAUGAUCGCCAUGGUGACAGCUUCACGUGUGAUGCAACCGCGGAUUCGCUAAAGACAGUUUUCCACAAUAUCGCCAAUGAUGACAUUAGUAUAACUGCAAAGGAGAUUGCUGACAUAGAGCAGCGGUAUUUUCCCGCCAGCACACCCCACAACUUGUUCCGUACAUGCAGGGUCUACCUUGACAAGCUCAAAGAUAUUGAUAACCCAGACACGGUGAUCCCCGACUGUAGUCUAGAGCUGACAGCUCUUGAGCUUCGUUGCCAUGGCGCCCACAUACAAGAGCGGUUUGACGAGACAGUGACACAUGUGGUGUUUGAUGACCGAGAUUUGUCAAGAUUACCGACAUACCAGCAAAUAAUGCGAAAUCGACCGAAGAAACACCACUUCGUCACAGAGAGUUGGGUAACGCAAUCAAUUGGCAACGAGAGAAUCUUGUCCGAAAGGCAAUUUGCACCUCGAGCGUAUACUUCAGCUAGCUAGUGCAGCAUAGUGUGCAUAUUGCAUAUACAUAGAAAAAAUAAAGGAACCUCCCCAGGCUGAACAUAUAUCGCUGAAUAAUUUGUAAAUUCAUCAUCCUUCAAAAUAAAUUUUAAAAUUA
Molecule: messenger RNA, 2930 nt
Organism: Nematostella vectensis (starlet sea anemone)
Lineage: Eukaryota; Metazoa; Cnidaria; Anthozoa; Actiniaria; Edwardsiidae
Product: DNA ligase 4
Exons: 29
Coding region: 38-2812 (924 amino acids)
Biological process (GO): nucleotide-excision repair, DNA gap filling; DNA biosynthetic process; DNA recombination
Cellular component (GO): DNA-dependent protein kinase-DNA ligase 4 complex; DNA ligase IV complex
Molecular function (GO): ATP binding; DNA ligase (ATP) activity; DNA binding
Source: RefSeq, a predicted model, not a curated record